Tetrahymena thermophila SB210 is the source of this 4989-nucleotide messenger RNA. Its product is annotated as tetratricopeptide repeat protein. NCBI's taxonomy places the organism in Eukaryota, Ciliophora, Oligohymenophorea, Hymenostomatida, Tetrahymenidae. The transcript has a single exon. The record is from RefSeq and is a predicted model, not a curated record. Gene Ontology annotation, molecular function: protein binding; ATP binding; protein kinase activity. Gene Ontology annotation, biological process: protein phosphorylation.
AUGGAAGGGGAGGGAAAAAAUAUUUUAUCUCUAGGAUAGCAUAACAUAGAGUUAUAUAACUUUUUAUUAGCUCAAAAUAAAAAUUAAGAGAAAUCAGCAAUUUCUUUAAAUUAUGAAGAGGAAUAAAAUAUAUUAUUGAAUUGUGAUAAAACUAUUUCAAGGAAAUUAAAAAGCAAGAUUUUUAGAGAUAUGAGAUAAAAUAGGUUAUUUUAAACUACUAUAUGUUCAGUUUAUAAUUAAAAAGAAAACUAAAGUGUGAUUAUCUCUUAUUAGACUUAAGAAAAAAAAGAGUUUUUUAAAUGUCUUUCUACUCACUCAAAUUAAUAAACAAUAUCACAAAAAUAAGACAACUCUUAAUAAACUUAGUUAAUUAAGGAUAUUCUUUUAGAUUAAAAUUCUUCGAGCUAAUUUAGUAAAUCGAAGAAGAAGCAACCUUAACAACUUUAGUAUUAAGUAAAAAAUAAUAUUGGUAAUUAGCAAAUUUCAUCUCUAUAGUCUAAUGUUAAUGAAGAUGUCUCUGUUAAAUAAGAUUUACACUAGCAGGAAAAAGAUUGCUUUGAAGAUUACAGAAAUUCUUGCUAAUAAAGCAAUAAAAUUAAAAAAGAGUAAGUUAAUUAAUAUAUUUGUUAGUAAUAAAUGGAAUAGCAGUAAAUUUGUUUUGGUAAAAGCAUUUAUGCUUCUUAGAUUCAAAGAAUAUUAAAAGAGAUUGAGGAAUAUAAUUUCUAAGAGUAUGAAUAAUAUGAUGAACAAUCUGAAUUCAGGAUUAUUUAAAAAAUAUGGAACUUAGACACUUUCAAUAGCAUGAAUUGCAAUCAAACUCACAGCGAUGUUUUUAAAAGUAAAAAAAUGAAGAUUAUUAAUAAAUUAAUGGAAAAAUAACUCUUUUUAUGCAAAAUAAUUACUUCUUGUGAAAAAGAAGAUCUAAUUCUUGGAUUUUAAGUGGAAGAAUAGGAAGACUACAUUUUUAAAAUAACUUAUAUUUCAAAUUAAUCAGAAACAGAAUAGUUAAUUUUGAUAAUAGACACUCUUGGAUUAAAUUAUGAAUUUAUUGAACUUGAUGAAGAAAAUAUUUCGAUUCUAAUUUUACAGAAAAAUGAUUUUCUUACAAUAUAAAACUAGUUAAACUUACUCAUAUAUUUCUAAUGUAAAAUAUUUUAAAUAGGAAAUUAUUGUGAAAUAAAUACACAUAAUUGCUUUUACUGUAAUAAUUGUUUAGAUAAUAAAAUUUGUAAUUACUAUUGCUGUUUUAAAAAUAUUAAAUCUCGUAUUUUGCCAUUUUUUUAAAAAAGAAAUUUCAAUUACUGUGAAUACAGCGACAAAAACAUAGAUGGAAUAAUUUUCUAAUUGAACUCAUAAGAAUUUGUAGUUGAAUAUGUAAAUUAUGUCCAAAAAAUGGUUUUCUGCUUUUUAAAAUAAGAUUUAUUAAGUGAAGAAAAUAUUUCCUCAUCAGAAAAAACAAAAUUUUAUGAAUAAAUCUCUGAAUAACAAGAUUGCUUUUCUUCAAAAGAAAAUAACAUUUAAUUAUUAAAGAAACUUUAAUUUGUUAAUGAGUACUAAUUUACAGAUUACCAAGUACAAAAUAAAUUUGAUUUAAAUCUAGACUAUAAAUAAAAUAACUAAAAAUGUAAAAGGGAAUGGAAUAUCGAUACAUUUAAUUCUAAAAGUGAAAAUCAAGCUAGUAAAACCUUUUAAAGUUGGAAAAAUGAAAUAAUUAAAGUACUAAAAAAUAAAAAUUACUAAUUAUGUUUAUGUUUUAUUACAAGUUUAUAAGAAGAUAUCUUCAUUGGAUAUUAAUAAAAUAAAGGUGAAUAAUACUCAGACUAUAUAUUUGUAAUUAAAUAUUACUCUGCAGCUAAAGAAAUAUAAAAAUACCUUUUAAUCUAGAAGUUUAAUGAAGAAAUUAAUUAUUUUAUUUUAAAUAACUGUGUCCACAUUUUCAUAUUACAAAAAGCAGUUUUUCUAUCAAUUUACUAAGACAGCUUUGAAAGUUUAAGUGAGAUUAAAAAUGAUUGGACGAAAGAAUAUUUUGAAUAAAUUAAUAAAAAUAAAGUCAUCAACUUAGAAAAAUGCAAUAAAUGCGAAGCCUGCAAAUAUAAUUAAGAGUGCUUUGAAUAUCUCAGUUUUAGAAAAUUUUAACAAUAAAAAGAAUUCAUUUUUGAAAGUUUAAAAAAUAAAAAUUACUAUUUAUGUGAAUAUUUAAAUUCAGGAGGCGAAGGAAUCAUAUUUCAAGGAUAUAAAUUUAUUAUAAAAGAAAAAUAAGAUGUAGUGUUUAAGAUUUUAUUCAACUGUGAUAAAAAGGAGCUUGAACAUGAAAUCAAAAUCAUGAAACUUUUUGAGUAAUAUAUUUGUGUUGUUAAAUAUAUCGAUUUUAUCAAAAUUAAUGAGGAAGUUGAUGUUUUGGUUUUAGAAAAAUGCUAAUUUAGUUUGAAAGAUGAGCUAGAUUUAAUAUAAAAGACAAAAUAAUUCCCUUUGAAUAAGCUUCUAUAAGUGAUUUUUAACUUGCUCGAUGGGUUAACAUAGCUUAGAAUUUAUAAUAUUUUACAUCUUGACAUCAAGCCUUAAAAUAUUCUUCUCACUAAAUCAAAUAACUAUGUUUACACUGAUUUUGGUAUAUCUUCUAUUAAAAGAGAAAAUCAAUAAAUUUACAUUAAAGGAUUGACUAAGUAUUAUGCUUCUCCAGAAUAAAUUGAAGAAGAUUCUAAUAUUGAUUUUUAAAGCGAUAUUUUUUCUUUGGGAAAAACUUUUGAAAUUAUUUUAAAUAUUUUUGAAAAGAUUUAAAAGUCAAAUUACAAAGAAAUUAUUGGUAAAUUUAAUAUGAUCAUUUAGUAAAAUAUGAUUUAAAAUGACUCAAAACAAAGAUCUAAAUGUCUCGAAUUAUCUUAAUAUUUUUUUCAACAAGCACUAAAGGAAAAGGCAUGUCAUUCAUUCUUAAUUCAAUAUAUGGAUUAAAUCAAACUAAUUUUAAAGCUGUAGCCUUAUGACAAUAACAAAGAGAUUCCUUACUUCUUAUAAAUAUCCCUUUAUUACAAUUAAAGCUUGCUAUCACUUCAGUAAUUAUUUGUUAAAGAAGACACUCAUAAUUAAAUAUCUAUUGAAAAAAAAUAAGAAGAAAUAGCGGCAACUCUGAAUAAUGUUGCAUUAUGUUUUGCAAAUUUAGGUGAUAGUAAAAAGGGCUUAGAAUGUUUUUUGAAAUCUCUCUAAAUCAAAUAAUAAAUUUUCAAAUAGAUUCACCACCCAUUAAUAGCUUUAUCACUCAACAACCUUGGCUCCUGCUAUAAAAAUCUUGGUGAUUACUAAAUGAGUUUAUAAUACUAUUUAGAGUCUCUUUAAAUGAUAAAAAAUAUAUUCAAAAAAAAUCACCCAUAAAUUGCUAUAGCUCUUGAUUCCAUUGGAAGUUGUUUUAUUUAUCUUGGAGAUUACGAAAAAGCAUUAGAGUAUACUUAAGAAUCUAUUGAAAUGAGAAAAUAGAUAUAUUAAAAAACUCAUCCAGAUAUUGCUUUAUCUCUCAACAACGUGGGUAGUUGCUAUUUUCAUCUUGGAGAUUUCAAAAAGAGCUUAUAAUACUUUUUGCAGUCUCUCUAAAUGAGAUAAUAAAUUUUCAAAGAAGUACACCCACAAAUAGCAGAAUCUCUUGAUAAUGUUGGAGCUAGUCUUCAAAAACUUGGUGAUCAUUAAAAAGCAUUAGAAUAUUAAUUAGAAUCUCUUAAAAUGUAUAAAUAAAUAUUCAAAGAAAGUCAUCCUAAUAUUGCAUUUUCUCUGAGUAACGUAGGUCUUUGCUAUCUUAGCUUUGGUGAUUAUAAAAAGAGUUUAGAAUAUUUACUAGAAUCUCUUUAAAUGAGGAAAUAAAUAUUCCGAGAAAACCAUCCUGAUAUUGCUGUCUCUCUCAAUGGAGUCGGGAUAUGCUAUAAAAAUCUUGGUUAUAUUUAAAAAGCUCUAUAAUAUUUUAUGGAGUCUCUUAAAAUAGCAAAAUAAGUUUUCAACAAAAACCAUCCAUUAAUUGCAACAUACCUUAAUAAUGUUGGCAGUUGUUAUAAAAACCUUGGCGAUAGAAACAAAGCCUUAUAAUAUUAGCUAGAAUCUCUUUAAAUGAGAAAAUUAUUAUACAAAGAAGAUCACCCUGACAUUAGUGAAUCUCUGAAUAAUGUAGGUAGUUGCUAUUUAAGCCUCGGAGAUAGCAAAAAGGCUUUAGAAUAUGUGCUAUAAUCUCACUAAAUUGAUAAAUAAAUUUACACCCAAAAUCACCCAAAAAUAGCAGCAUCACUGGAAAAUGUUGGCAGUUGCUACAUACACAUUGGUGACAGUGAAAAGGCACUAGAGUAUUAGCUAUAAUCUCUUAAAAUGAGACAACUAAUAUAUAAAGAGAGUCAUCCUGAUAUUGCUUAAUCGCUUUUUAAUAUAGGAAUAUGCUAUUUAAACCUCAAAGAUUAAAAAAAAGCUAUGAAAUAUUAGUUAGAGUCUCUUUAAAUGAGAAAAUAAAUAUUCAAAGAAAAUCACCCUUCGGUGGCUACAUCCCUUGACAUUAUUGGUAAAUGCUUAAUGAACCUUGGUAAUUACAAAGAAGCCUUAGAAUAUUAUUAGCAAUCUCUUUAAAUGUACAAAUAAAUAUACAAAGACACUCCAAUUUCUCUUGCUGUUGCAAUGUCUUUAAAUAAUGUGGGUAGUUGCUAUCAAAAUCUUCUAGAUUACUAAAAGGCAUUAGAUUAUUUUGUAGAAUCUCUAAAAAUGUUCAAAUAAAUAUACAAAGAUAAUCACCCACAUGUUGCUAUAUCUCUCAACAAUGUUGGUUAGUGCUAUGAAAAUCUUGGAGACAAUAAAAAAGCUUUAGAUUACAUGCUAGAAUGCCUUUAAAUAUAAAAAUAAAUAUAUAAAAAUAAUAAUCAUCCAUCAAUUUUUAAAUCUCUACAAAAAAUUUGCUAAUACUAUUAAAUAUUAGGUGAUGCUAAAUUAUACGAAAAAUAUCAAUAAGAAAUAACUUAAAUGACUGAAUGA